Messenger RNA from Rhopilema esculentum, 1785 nucleotides. RefSeq names its product fibrinogen-like protein A. NCBI's taxonomy places the organism in Eukaryota, Metazoa, Cnidaria, Scyphozoa, Rhizostomeae, Rhizostomatidae. The record is from RefSeq and is a predicted model, not a curated record.
UACACCGAUCUUCCGAGUUGAAGCAAGUCUGGUGCCUCUUUUUGGAAAUUGUGCGCCCCUUUUGAAGAAUGAGAAUCAGAUAAAAAAAGUUCUUGGACUGAUAGAUUAAUUUGCUUCAAGGAUUACCUCAAAGUUUUUUGUUGUUUAUUCUGAAAAGGUAUCUGAAAUUUUUGUACACAGCGUACUCUCGUGAUUAAUUUUUGAAAAUUUUUCACCAUCCCAACUACCAAUUGCCCCUCCUUCAAAUUUGCUCUGGAUCCGCCCCUGAAAUCCCAAAAUAAAAAGGUGAGCGUCUCCAAAUGAUGUUUAGCACAAAGACAAAUCAUUCCAAUACUACACUACCUACAUGCGCAAUUUCAAUGAGGUGACGAUUUAAACAGCAAAGUGAAGGUGGAGAAGAUCAUUUAAGGUCUGGCUAGGGAGGGAUUGAUUACAAUGAUGCGCUCCCAAGCUUGAGUUUCAUAUUCACAGUGAGUGGCAAAGAAGGAAAAGGCUUGUCACUCCGGCGUGCCCUAACUACCAUGUGAGGAAAAAUACAUGUUAUUAGGUUGACUCAUGAGAUUUGCGUACAAUCUCCUUAUAUUAAUUAGAUUAACUAGUCUAAAUCUUUCGGUAGAAGAAGCCCCACUUAGAAUUAUAUUUAUAGCAUUAUACUUACAGGUGCAUACAUUGAUACUGUGUUUUUUAUUGCUAACCUAGUUUCUAUGCAGACAAACAAAAGAAAGCUUUUAUCAUACGCACAACGAAUAAUCAACAAACUUGGUUCUAUCAUUCACUGACGUUUGGUUGAUAAAAAUCGCGGAGCUGUUUUACUGCAGACAAGGGCUAGUGGAGUACCGAAAAGCCACCAUGGUGAAUGCAUCAAUGUUCUUUGCCAUUUUUUCAGUUUUUCAGUUAUCUGUUAUACGCAGCAACCUUGUAUCAAAAGGUUCUUACUUCAUCGAGCUUGGAGAUGUUCAGGAUGAAGGUUCUCAUCACAACUCGGAUACAACAGUUUUCAACAAGAACUUUCAUAAAUGCAGUCUAGCGGAAAGCUGCAAAUAUUUAUCACUGGAUACAAAUACAAAUAAAUACACUCAAAUAUCAAAUGAAGAUGAGAUACCGAAAAACAGAACUGGAUUCAAGAUCUGGAAAAAGGUUACUCUAGAAGAUCAAAUAUAUCGAAGCUGCAAAGACGCAUACAGUGCUGGAAUCCUUAACAGUGGAGUCAUCAAAAUAGGGUUACCAGACGGUAGAACAACUCAAGUAUACUGUGAUAUGGAAACAGACGGCGGAGGGUGGACUGUGUUUUUACGGAGGGUGACAAGUCAAACAAAUUUCAACAGAACGUGGCAGGAAUGUGCACAAGGCUUUGGUGAUUUGGAGAGCAAUUUCUGGUUGGGGCUGGACACAAUCCACUAUUUGACAAACCGUGAAAAUGUCAUCUUGAGAAUAGACCUCAAAGCUUUGAACGGCACGCAAGGGUUUGCAAAGUAUACUGAAUUUCGCAUUGCAGGAAGAGAGACACAGUAUACGAUACAUAUUGGUGGAUACGCAGGUGACAUUGGAGACUCCAUGGGAACUGGUUACAAAUUCUCAACUUGGGACAACGACAAUGAUUACAUGUCUGAUGCGAAUUGUGCUGCCACCCGUGGCGGGCCAUGGUGGCUUAGCGGCUGUGGCAAUGCUCGCCUUAUGAACCUUUUCUUUCAAGAAAACGGGAAAAAAAUGGAAAAAAUGAAAUGGGGAACGUGGGGCGAACAUUCCCAUAGGAUCACUUUCGCAGAGAUGAAACUGCGUGAAUAG